Molecule: messenger RNA, 3158 nt
Organism: Amoebophrya sp. A25
Lineage: Eukaryota; Dinophyceae; Syndiniales; Amoebophryaceae
Source: the annotation of a GenBank genome assembly
GGCCGUACUUUCCUGCAAUGUAGCGUCUGUGUUCAGUUUGAAGCUUCUACUAGUUGUGGCGAUUGUUCAUGUAAAUACGCAGAAGCUUACGACAAUUGAGAUUGAGCGGUACAACCCUCUUGCUUUCAGAACAAAUCUCAAAGGUGCAUGAUGAUGAUAUUAGAGCAAGAUCAAUGAAAAACCAGGAGGUCCUGCGAUAACAUAUUAUCACUUCGUCAGAAUUGCUUGCUGCAGCUCCACGGUUGAUUGAGUCCACAGGAAGGAUUCAACGUAAUGCGCCACAAGGUGCUCGCAAAAUUUCGCACGUACAAGAAAGUACAGUUGUUGCAUUCACAAAUUUUCUGGACGAAGGUCUGGUAAAUCGUUGUCCGUCGUCCGUUGUUUUCUCAGUAAAUGUGUUGAGGGGGACAUGCAUGUGCUCAUAUCUCGAGAAAGUGGAAAGUGAAAUGUUGCCUUAAAAGUAUUGAUGUGUCAUUGCGUGCACGAAAAGUCAACUCAAAUGAAAGCGAACGGACCACUUCCACUUGAUGACUGCUUCAUUUUCUUUUUCUUGUUUACGUUCGGUUUACUGUUUAUUUUUCCUAGUGCAGCUACUCCUAUGAUCAUGUUACCAGACUGUCAAGAAAUAUUUUGAUUGACCACGAAAUCCAAACGAAUCUUCCUCCAAUUUCAAAAACCGCACUUUUAGGUUCUUCGUUUUCCAGCUGCUCUACCUGGUGCUAAAUCAUCAUAUUUCAUAUUCGUUGAUCAUUAAAUUUAUUUGUCGCUACUAGGGAAUAGAGUAGACAACAAGAACAACCUCAAGAUGUCCCAGCAAGGUUCAGUGAAGUGGUUUUCCGACAAGGGGUUCGGAUUUAUCAGUCCGGCUGACGGUGGUGAGGACCUCUUCGUGCACUUUUCCUCCAUCAACAAGGAUGGCUUCAAGAGUCUCAACGAGGGCGAGACCGUCUUCUACGACACCUUCUGGGAUGAGCAGAAGCAGAAGACAGCCGCAGUGAACGUGACGGGAAACGGUGACGGCAUUCCGCGCGAGAAGGGUAAGGGCAAGGGUGGAGGCAAGGGCUUCGGCGGCAAAGGCAAGGGCGGUGGCUUCGGCGACUACGGCGGCGGAAAAGGCGGAUUCGGUGGUGGAUAUGGCGGCGGUAAGGGUGGCUUCGGCGACUUCGGUGGCGGAAAAGGCGGCUUCGGCGGAGGCUAUGAUGGCGGCAAGGGGUUCGGAGGAGGUUCCCCGUACUGGUAGACACGUUCUGAAACUGUGACAUCAACCUUCAACUUAUAACUUAUGACUAUGAAAAUAAGGAACUUAGUUGGGGUCUUCUUGAGCAAUAAGGAACUUAGUCUUGAUAGGUGCUUCGAGAUCGGCAAUUUGGUGGUAGUGAUCAUGUCUUGAUAUGUUGUAACCAAGAGAAGCGGUCACGGUGAAGAACAAUGUUUGAUGACGUUCUUUUGCAAUAUUUUUAUCUAUAAACGGGAGUAUCAAUAUCUUGCAAAUAACAGUGUCACUAGCUUUAGCUAUUUUCAGAAGUUCUCUUUAUCAUCCUUGAGGGUUCUAAGGUACUUUGAUUCGUAGUCGGAAAUAUGAAUGUUAUUACGGCCUCGUCCCUCAUGUGCAUGUCGUGCUGGGGCAUCGACCUGAGUUGUAGUUCCCUCCACAACAGAUACCAGGAAAAUUUCGAUCGCCUCGAGUACCGGUUGCAGGUGUUGUAGGUCGAGAUUGUACUGGUGCAAGGAGGUGCGCCAUAUCUCAUAAACUUCAACAACUAAAACGAUACGAUGUAAUUCGAUCUUUUUUUGAAUCUCUCUCCUCUCUCGGCAUCAUGCAGAUUCACGGAUGAAGAGCAAGGUGAAGAUUCGAAGUCGUUUUAUAGGUGAAGAUGAUGGUGUCUGCUAGUGGCUCGGUUCCGGAACGGUGACCGACUACAGCAGCUGUACGUAAACGAUGCAGUGGUACAACAGAAAACUGCAUGAUUUCUUCGAGAGUUCAUGAAUUCGUGAAGUGACAUUCUACUUCUUCCAGUUUCCAUUUCUACUUCUAGUCCUUCAGAAAAUUCGUGUUGAUUGUCGAUCAUAAUAUCAAAUAGAAAUCAUAUCCCUUUCUUGCAAAAAAAAUAAAAAAAAAUAAAAAACGAUUGGUAUUGUUGAGGUGCCGGACAUAAACAACAGUAAAGUAAGAUGAAGCCACACGGAAUUAUGUAGUUGAAGAUGAGUACUGAGACUAAUGCUGGCUAAUGGACUGGGGAGCACAGACGAACGCGUCAAACAUCCACAGGAGAGUAUUUGGACGUCGAGUGUAUUCGGAUAGGUGACUACAAGAAUGAGAUUGUUUCUGAGGUUGUAGGUAGCUGCAGAUAUAUCUUGAGCUUAUUCUUCAUUCUGGUGAAACAGUCUUACAGUAUUCAAAUCCACUCGCAUCGAAUAGAACCGGUUGGUUUCGAAAGGAGCUAUGGCAAGAAUAUGUUAGGCGAUCACCACUAGCUACGGUUUUUACGGGGAAGGUAUGUUAAGGUACUAAUUUUGACGAAGAUGAAAAUCAAAAUCAUGACUGGUUAGGGAAAAGUCGAGUAUCAUGAAAAGGAUCAUUGCUGAAUAAGUACUUGUUCUGGUAUAUUUCACGAUUGAUCAUGCUGUAAACGAUUGAAUUCUUCUAGGGGUGGCGUAAGUUACAGUUACUGCUUGUCUGUGCAUUUCUUUAUCUAGUAGCUUGUUCGAAGGUGACAAGUAGUAAGACUAGCAAGGGUUUCUGGAGGGCGAUCAAUCCUAAGGAAGAGGCAGGCCUCACUCAUCAUGUUGUCUGUGUCCGUCGUAGAGAUCGUGGUCUGUAUGAAUUAUUGGGGGUCGAGAAUUUUUUGUAGGACUGCAGAAAUGGGUACGGGGCCUCGACGUACAGUAAUUUUCGAGGACUAGAUCUUGCAACUUGACAAUCUGAAACAGCUGCUGCAAGGGGUAUCUCGCUGUCUGUUCUCAGAUUAGAAACAAACAUCUUUCAACCUCAUGUCGGUCAAUUCCAUUGCCAAUGAAAAAGCCAAAAAAAUAUAUUGCACUAGAGGUGGAAGCUGUUCGCCGUUUUUUUUGGUGUCGAACACCUCCUUUUUCUGCAGGCUAAAGCGCAGACGCCUGUUCAACAGGAUCUGAUUCACGGACGAUACCCUGUAUGAGGC